AAUAUUAUUGAAGAGUAAACAUCACUAAGGUGUAGUUUGCAUAAAACGUCUAGGAUCUAUUUUUUCGGUCAUCUUUUUAAAAAAAUUCGAAUCCAAAUUGCUCAACAACCUAGGAACACAAUCUGAAUACCAAAAGAAAAAAUGACGAUUCUAGCAAAAUUAACAGGUGAAAAAAAGGAUUUGGAGAAGGUUCCGCUUCCAUUACAUCUCAACGAUGAAGCUAUCAUGCAUCAUGGCUCACUGAUCAGUCCAAAAGGAGGGUAUAGCGAUGCCGAUACUGAAUCGAUGGUUUUCAACCGGCCGCAAUAUAAUUGUCUAAAAUCGUUUCUUUUGUUCCUGAUCGCCAUUAUCGUAAUGCUAAUGGGCGUGCUGGGAGGCUGGACCCUUUAUCGGAUAUAUGCCCCAAAUCAUUCCAGCAUGCGCUACCACGCACUCUGCGACAUACCCUAUAAGGAAGACUCGAUUGAAUUGCCUCGUUUCUAUGCACGCAACGACGACGCCUUCGCCUUGAACUGGCGCUCCCUGUUGCCUCAAUUAUCCGGGUCACCCAGUGCGAGCAACAGCAUGGGCGGUCAGUUCGAUGAGUUAGUUAACGAUAACUUCUUUCGCGAGGAAAUCGAACUUGAUAGCAGUGAUGACGAUGCGUUUGCCAAAAUCGAUGUGCCGGACUUUAAGGAUGGCCGCCGUGGGCGAUUCAUGCAUGACUUCAAGGAAAACCAGUCAGCCAUUAUUGACACCACCACCAAUCGUUGCUUCAUCAUGCCACUGGACCGGGACACCACUCUCCCGCCCAGCAACUUUUUAGAUCUGAUGCAGAAAAUGGGAUCCGGUUACUAUAACAUCGAUACGGAUCGCGUCCGUCGUAAUAUGCGCGUAAUUACACCACGUAUCACCGACCUCUCUCUCAUCUCGGAGCGCAUAGCCAAUGAAUGCUACGACAUGAAGGUCUACAUGAUGGAGAAAUUCGUAUCUGGGGUGGCCAAGCGCUCAGCUGAUCCUCUGCCAGAUGCCGGCAAGUAUGCAGCUUUCAUGGGAAAGGGCGUGGUUGAGUAUGAUCUGGCAAAUAUAGCCGAGGUUGAGGCCUACGAGGCGAACGAAGCUCUGCAGCAUUAAGUGGCCGAGACUACAGUUGGUCGCAUGCUCCAAAUGUUUUAAAUUAUUAACAUAGAAAAAACUAAAAGCAAAAAAAAAAACGAAUGGACAACAACAAAAACAAAGACAAACAAAAUAGUAUUGAUUUCUGUAAGUGUGUGUGCGUGUGUAAAACAAAAUGAUCUGUAGGCGAAUGCCUCAACUCUUAGUCUGUAGUUCGAUUUUAAGAUGGGCGCGUGCCGAAUUUUCGAUUUAGAGACGACUUCGGUUUAAAAACACGUAAAUAUCAACAUGACUUCUGCAGUUUUAUCAUAU
Molecule: messenger RNA, 1407 nt
Organism: Drosophila hydei
Lineage: Eukaryota; Metazoa; Arthropoda; Insecta; Diptera; Drosophilidae
Product: integral membrane protein 2B
Exons: 3
Coding region: 142-1113 (323 amino acids)
Biological process (GO): negative regulation of amyloid precursor protein biosynthetic process
Cellular component (GO): Golgi apparatus; plasma membrane; extracellular exosome
Molecular function (GO): amyloid-beta binding
Source: RefSeq, a predicted model, not a curated record